Messenger RNA from Lepisosteus oculatus (spotted gar), 2502 nucleotides. Lineage: Eukaryota; Metazoa; Chordata; Actinopteri; Semionotiformes; Lepisosteidae. The record is from RefSeq and is a predicted model, not a curated record.
UAGGAGAAAAAAACCGGGCGGUGCGUGACAAACUGGACACCGAUUCUUGGUUACCUUGGAAACCGCCUCUGCUGUCAGGGUGGGUCCCGAACCGAUGCCGUGUGCUCGGGUCGGGCCGCCUGAUAAGGCGGAGCCGUCCGGCGUAUCAGUGAGAACACGAGCAAGAGGCUCCUCUCCACUCUGACCGGCUUCCUGUAACUCCCUGCCCUCCGUUUCCAGAGCAAAAUGUCCUGCUCUUUAGUUAUUCGGCCUCUUCACACGUGAGUGAAAUGGUGCUGCCCCCGCUAACGGGCCUCUGGAAAUCUGCAUCUGGCAGGGAGCAGGUAGUAGGAUUCUCAUACCCCUCCAGCCAGCACCUAGAGCAGAAAGUCUCAAAGCGCAGAGACUCUCUGGAAGGAAUCUCAAGGCCAUGUUCCUGCACGAGGAGAGACACUUUUCCGAUUUCCCCCUUCUCCUCACCCCUCAGACGAAGAGCUGUGCCUCCAGUCCCUCAGGCUGGGCCGGAGCCGCUCUGAGACGCCCGGGUCGAGAUGAGACGCAGGCUGAGCCGCGCGCCCCGCAGAUCGAGGUCUCGCUGCAGGACCAGGAGCUCUGGGCGAAAUUCAGCAGCCGGGGGACAGAGAUGAUCAUAACCAAAUCUGGGAGGCGGAUGUUCCCCCCUUGUAAAGUCAGCGUUACAGGCCUGAACCCCAAAGCCAAGUAUCUGCUGAUGAUGGACAUGGUGCCCUUCGACAACAACAAGUACAAGUGGAACAGGGACAGAUGGGAGCCCAGCGGGCUGGCAGACCCCCACCUGCCCAACCGCUUCUUCAUCCACCCCGAAUCGCCUGCGCUGGGGGAGAAAUGGAUGCAGUACCCCAUCUCCUUCCACAAGCUCAAGCUCACCAACAACACCCUGAACUCCAGCGGCCUGGUGGUGCUGCACUCCAUGCACAAAUACCUGCCGCGCCUACACGUCGUCCAGGCGGCUGACGUCUGCAGCCAGCGCUGGGGGGCUUAUUUACACUUCGCGUUCCCUGACGCUGCUUUUAUCGCGGUGACCGCCUACCAGAACGCAGAGAUAACAAAGCUCAAGAUAGACAACAACCCUUUUGCCAAAGGCUUUCGUGAUUAUGGCUUGAACAGCAAAAGGCAACGUGACCAGAGAGUCCAGAGUUCCUGCAAACGGCCGCCAGAAAAUCCAGGAGAACAAUCCGGGAGCGUUAAUGAAUCCAAGACCGGAGACACGGACGACGCAGACUUCGCAGUCUCCAGCACAGAAGAGCCCCACACUGCGGAGCGUAGGGCAGGCAGCCCGGACUCAAACCCCUUCAUUUCCGCUUUCAUGAGGAGACACGAACGUGGUGCGUGUGGCGUGGAGGAGUGGACCGAGGGCCACAGGGGGCCCCUGCUCAACAGCCAAGACGCCCUGGAUACCACAUGUGGUCUCAGCUCCUGCCACUACCCAGCCAGCGCCGCUCUCCAGCCCCCCGGCCCCGUCCCGCCGUCCUCCGACCAGCGCUUCCCCCAAGGCUGGGGGGACAGCCGGGCCCCGGGGGCCCAGCCCUCGACCAGCGGCGGCCCGCCCGGGGGCCUCCCCCUCCCCCUGCCCCCCAGGGUCAGCAGAGUCCGCCUCCCCGAGAGCCUGGAGACCGCCGGGCCCCUGACCUCCGACCCCAGCGGGCCCCGGCCCCUGGCGGACAUCCUGAACAGGAUCCGAGACAAACCCGAGGCCGCGCAGGGGAGCCCGGGCGUGUGGCAUGGCCCCGGACGGGGCAGGGGCUACUCUUUCCACCCCGGGGGCAGCAGUGCUGGAUACCUGAGCAGCUUGACGACUGGGGCUUCCGUCGGCAACAGCCUCCUGGACGUCAGAGCUAACCCAGGAAAUGCCCCCUCCCUCGAGUGCCCCUACAGGGCACCCGUGAUGGACUUCUAUUCCAAUCUGUAUGGAGUCAAAUAAGGUAGUAGGGGCACAUCUUACUCGAGAAAGACUCCAAAGCUCCAGCCACAGCGCUCGUUUCGUCUAGGCAGAGAGACCAUGCAUAGACUUCCUUCCUUUUGUAAUUGUCUGUGACGUGUGGCGGAUGACCAGUGGGGUCAUGAAGGUCAUAUCACAGGACACGGUUUGGAUCGACAGCUGCUUAAGAGCAUCAUCCAGUUUGGAUGAUACAAGUCCUGUGAAAAGCUUUGGAGAGAUGAAGUAUAUGAAGCCACAGCUGCUAAAAACAGUCAUGUCAGAGGGGAGCUAUUUGAACAAUGAAAACCCCAACAUCCUGUAUUGAGAUUGUCGUGAAAUAAACACUAAUGCAUGUUGAAAUUAAAAACCAUAAAGAAACAGAACUGGAUGCCAUCGACUCAGCUCAGCUCUAAAGGCAAUCAAACGCUCUUGCCUACCUGCUAUAUUUGUGAAGUGGCCAGGCUGUCCAGUCCAAUCGUUUUACUACUGCCAGCUGUGAAUUUAUGUCAUUUUCAAGCUUUUUUCUUGUGUGUCCAGGUUCUAAAUUAAAACAAGUAUUGUCUGAA